Thamnophis elegans (Western terrestrial garter snake) is the source of this 4979-nucleotide messenger RNA. RefSeq names its product LDL receptor related protein 12 (gene LRP12). The transcript is spliced from 7 exons. Gene Ontology annotation, cellular component: plasma membrane. The coding region runs from base 10 to 2892 and encodes 960 amino acids. Gene Ontology annotation, molecular function: low-density lipoprotein particle receptor activity; protein binding. Lineage: Eukaryota; Metazoa; Chordata; Lepidosauria; Squamata; Natricidae. The record is from RefSeq and is a predicted model, not a curated record.
GCUUUUGUCAUGCGCAGCUGCGCCGGCGGAGCCCCUCCCGUCCCCGUCGAGCGCUCCGGAGACAGGCGAGAAAGAAGAAGCCGGCGGAGGAGGGGGGGAGCAGCAGUAAAGGCAACGGCGGGCGGCUCAUGGCUCCCGGAGGCUGAGGGGGAGAAGGGGGGAGGGGGAGGAGGGCGGGGCGCGCGCGCGGAGCAGCAGCGGCGGGAGGGGGGGGCUCUUCCCCGGCCAGGCGACGGCGAGGCCCUCCCGCUGCGGGGCUCGCGACGCAACUCCGGCUGGUCUCCUCCUCCCUCCUCCCCCCUCCCUCCCCCGCGCGGCGGUGUUAUGGCCUCUUGCUGGGGCGCGGAAGGGUCCCUUGCUUGGAGGUCAGCGCAGCUCCUGCUCCUCGUCGCCUCCUGUUGCGGAAACAGUGCUCUUGCAGAACGUUCCGAAAAUGUGCAUAUUUCAGAAAGCUCAACUGGUUGUGGAGAUAUUCCAGAACAAAUUAAAGGUCCAAGUGGGAUAAUCACAAGCCCAGGCUGGCCUCUUGAAUAUCCUGCUAGAUUGAAUUGUAGCUGGUAUAUCCAGGCAAAUCCAGGAGAAAUUAUUACAAUAAGUUUUCAGGAUUUUGAUGUUCAGGGAUCACGGCGAUGCAGUUCAGAUUCUUUAACAAUAGGGACCUACAAAAAUAUGGAAAAUUACAGAGUUUGUGGAUCCUCAGUUCCAUCUCCAUAUAUCUCUUCACAAGACCAUGUUUGGAUCAGAUUUCAUUCAGAUGAUAUCAUAUCACGAAAGGGCUUCAGAUUGACUUAUUUUGCGGGAAAAUCCAGCGAAUUGCAUUGCGACUGUAACCAGUUCCACUGUGCUAAUGGAAAAUGUAUUCCAGAAUCUUGGAAGUGUAAUGACAUGGAUGAAUGUGGAGAUAAUUCUGAUGAAGAGAUCUGUCCCAAGGCUAGUCCUCCAACUGCUGCUCCCUUCCCGCCAUGUGCAUACAAUCAGUUCCAGUGUCUCUCACGUUUCAAUGUUUACACUUGCAUUCCAGAAUCUUCAAGAUGUGACGGAAAUCUUGACUGUCUUGAUUUAGGAGAUGAAAUAGACUGUGGCAUGCCAAGCUGUGGGCAGUUACUAAAAUAUUUUUAUGGUACUUUCAAUUCUCCUAAUUAUCCAGACUUUUAUCCACCAGGGAGCAAUUGCACUUGGCUGAUAGAUACAGGAGAUCACCGCAAAGUUAUUUUGCGUUUCACUGACUUUAAACUUGACGGUACUGGUUAUGGGGAUUAUGUCAAAAUAUACGAUGGACUAGAAGAAAAUCCACACAAGCUCUUGCGUGUUUUAACUGCCUUUGACUCCCAUGCACCUCUUACAGUUGUUUCAACUUCUGGUCAAAUCAGAGUGCAUUUUUGUGCUGACAAAGUAAAUGCUGCAAGAGGGUUUAAUGCUACCUAUCAAGUAGACGGUUUUUGUCUGCCAUGGGAAAUUCCCUGUGGUGGAAACUGGGGAUGUUACACCGAGCAGCAGCGUUGCGAUGGCUACUGGCAUUGCCCAAAUGGAAGGGAUGAAACCAACUGCACCAUGUGUCAGAAGGAAGAAUUCCCCUGCUCCCGGAAUGGUGUCUGUUACCCACGGUCUGAUCGCUGCAACUACCAGAAUCACUGUCCCAAUGGUUCUGAUGAAAAGAAUUGCUUCUUUUGCCAGCCAGGGAACUUCCACUGCAAAAACAAUCGCUGUGUGUUUGAAAGCUGGGUGUGUGAUUCUCAAGAUGACUGUGGUGAUGGCAGUGAUGAAGAGAACUGUCCAGUGAUUGUACCCACCAGAGUAAUCACAGCUGCUGUCAUUGGAAGCCUAAUCUGUGGGUUGCUUCUUGUCAUUGCGUUGGGAUGUACUUGUAAACUGUAUUCAUUAAGAAUGUUUGAACGAAGGUCAUUUGAAACACAGCUAUCAAGGGUUGAGGCAGAGCUAUUGAGAAGAGAAGCUCCUCCUUCUUAUGGACAGUUGAUUGCACAAGGACUAAUUCCACCCGUUGAAGAUUUCCCAGUUUGUUCACCAAAUCAGGCCUCGGUCUUAGAAAAUUUGAGACUGGCAGUGAGAUCUCAGCUUGGAUUUACAUCUAUUAGAUUUCCAAUUGCUGGCCGGUCAAGCAAUAUUUGGAACCGAAUCUUUAAUUUUGCAAGAUCCCGUCAUUCUGCAUCCAUGUCAUUGGUGUCAUCAGAUGGAGAUGAUCUUACCAGCCAGAACAGUAACAGAGAAACGGAAAGAAAUAGUUCACAUCGAAAUCUCUUUUCGGUGGAAUCUGAUGAUACUGAUACAGAAACUGAACGAAGAGACACAACAGGUGCAGUUGGUGGUGUUGCUGCUACAUUGCCUCAAAAGGUCCCUCCUGCAACCGCCGUGGAAGCAACUGUUUUCUGUGGAACUUCCUCAAUCCAGAAUACUAGCAGUAGUACAGACAGUGGAAGAGAACCAGCAAGCAUGGAACCUCCAAGUUCUAGUCCAGGACGCCAUCAGUUUUCUAGUGCAUUAAGUCGAAUGACUCAAGGGUUACGUUGGGUACGCUUUACCUUAGGAAGAUCAAGUCCAGUUAAUCAGAACCAAAGCCCUUUGAGACAGCUUGAUAAUGGAGUAGGUGGAGGAAGAGAUGAAGAUGACGAUGUUGAAAUGCUAAUUCCAGUUUCUGAUGUAGCAUCAGACUUUGAUGUGAAUGAUUGUUCACAACCUCUGCUCGAUCUCACUUCAGAUCAAGGACAAGGGCCUAGACAGCCAUACAGUGCAACACCUAAUGGAGUACAGCCCUCCAAUCGAGAGGGCCCCUGUGAGCACUGUGGAAUAGUACACACUGCUCAGAUACCUGACUCGUGCUUAGAAGCUAUGUUGAAAAAUGAAACUAGUGAUGAUGAGGCUUUGUUACUCUGCUAAGUAUUAAUUGAAUGAGUGGAAAUGUCUGCAAGUUGGAGCAAUAUGGUGAUUGGUUUUUGUACUUCAUCUUUAAGGAAAAAAAUAGAUUUUUGUUUCAAAAAAGAAUCCAGGGCAACUCACAUGACUUCCAAAUUUGACUGUGCAUGACUGAAUGAAUCUGUUGCAACAAAGAAAGAUUGUUAUUGGUCUACAUACAUAACGUAUGUUUGUUGCUAGAGUGGUUGUUUUGUUGUUGUUGUUACUAUUACCCUUUAAGGGUCCUUUUCUUGAGAGCUUUUCCUAGUACUGCUUUUUCUACUAGACUCCUUAAAGCCUGCACAAGGAGUUGACGGAGAGUACGUUGCCUCUGUAAUUUAUAAAACAUGUCACCAACGAAUGAACUUGGUGGAAUUUUGCAGCAUGCAAUUUUCUGGCAUACCUGUACGUGUGCAUUUUCAGUGUUGUAAAGGCAUGCAUCUAUCACCAGUUCCUUACUCAUGCUUUCUGGAAGAAAGAAAGAAUAGCGCUAUCUAGGAAGUGGUCCUUGGUUUCAGAUAGUUUUAACAUUGUGUAAUUUACAGUAGGAACAUGGCUGCUCAUCCACACUUUUGUCUGCCUACCAUUCACUCCCAUUUGUCAGAUUGUUUUUUAUGUAAUAUUUACUUCAUGUUAAAAUCAAAUCCAGCAUAAAUUGCCAAUAUAAUUUAAUACAAUAUACUAAAUGCUAAUUAUUUCUGAAAGUAUUGUGGUUUAUAUUGUCAAAUUACUGAAUGUUCUCUUGUCAAGUUUUUUUUUAAAGGUUGGAUUUUUUUUCCAGUACACUACACUGUAUUUGUUUUUUUCUUUUACUUGUAAAUGUUGAAAUGGCAGAAACUGAUGGCAAAAAAAUGUUUUGUAGCUUUUAUAACAUUAAUUUCAAUACGUUGGUCUAGAAUGGUACAACCAAAUAAGGUGUAAAAAUUCAAAGAAAUUUUUCAUCUAUCUUUGUAGAUAGAUACUUAAAGCAGAUAAAUAUGCAUUUGAUUCUUGUAUAUAACAUGUUUUUUAAGAUGAAAUAGGUACACAUAACUUUAGAAAACUACAAUGAAUCUUUCCCUAAUAGAGUUUAAAUUUGUUCAGUCUAAAGGGAUUUGCACUAAACCUAUAUUAAGGUCUCUAAAGAAUUAGUGCACAUGCACUAUAACUUUAAAUAUUAGUCUCUAAUGCAACAAUGAAUAUAUAGUUCCAUAGCUCUGUUCUUGUGUUCUAACUUUCUUUUGUUGGUUGAUACAAUUGAAUUUGCUUUACUAACUUCCUAUUUAUUCACUGUAUUUAAAAAAAUUAGUUUAUGUAGUAUCAGUUCUCGCUUUAAAACAACAAAAAGUUCUAGGUUUUUAUUUUAUUACAUCCCGUUGUUAGUGCAAAAUAUAUCAGCAAUAGGGGAAAAAAAUCAGUUUCCAGUUUAAUGGCUAGCUGGUGGUUGUUACUUUUUGAUGAUACCAAGAAAAGAAUCUUUUGAGAAGAAAAGGUUGUGAAUUGCUGUUAUAUUUAUAUUUGGGCAGUCUAAGUAGGUUUAAUGAUUUAUUAUGAAAAAUGUAUUUGUGUAUGAUUGUGUCUUAUUUAUUAAAUUUUACAUACAUUGUUGAAUGUCAUUUUAAAGCAUGUUUAAAGACUUGUGGAAUUCUUGUUAUGCUAUCAAAAAAAACCUCAUGUUUUAAGAUAUAUCACAUUAAAAAAACCUGUCAUGUAUUGCGUGGCCCAGUUCCAAACAGGCCGCAACCCCAGUAGUGGGCUGUGGCCCCGGGGGUUGGGGACCCUGACAUAGAGUACUCAGUAUGUUUUAUAUUUGGGGGUGGGGAGUGGAUUCUGGAAUCAAAUUCAAGAUUUCUAAUUGCAAAAUUGGCUGCUAAGUUUCAAGUAUUAUUUAAUCUUUGAAGCUAAAUAUCAGGCUGUUUUUCUUUAAACAUACUGGCGGAAUUAGGCUAAAAUAACUUAAAAAGAUACAAACCUAUUGCAAAAGUUGAAUGCCUAGAAUUAAACAUUUCAUUUUCAGUGAUUUCAAGAAAAUAAUGAAGCAGUGCUUGAAUAGAUUAUGACUUUUAAGAAUAAAACAUUUGUUUUAUCCUGCA